This is a messenger RNA of Bombyx mandarina (wild silkworm), 936 nucleotides long. RefSeq names its product E3 ubiquitin-protein ligase RNF25. Gene Ontology annotation, molecular function: ubiquitin protein ligase activity; protein binding. The record is from RefSeq and is a predicted model, not a curated record. Gene Ontology annotation, biological process: protein ubiquitination. NCBI's taxonomy places the organism in Eukaryota, Metazoa, Arthropoda, Insecta, Lepidoptera, Bombycidae. Gene Ontology annotation, cellular component: nucleus.
AAUGCGAGCAACCUGAGCUUUGCAUGAAGCUGGAAACAUAAAUAAAAGUACAUAUUAUACCAUAUGUUAAGCUGCGUCAGCUGCAUUGCGCUUGCCUGAAGUCUGAGCUGAAUGCAUCAAUAAUAAUUUGUAGAACAGUUUUAAAUCACUAAAAUGUCGUCCUCCGGCGAUGAAAGAAUCACGGACGAGGUGCAAGCAUUAGAAGCAAUUCUGCUGAAAGAUGUGGUAGUAAAACGCGUUGGAGAUGUCCCAAAAUACAUAAUUGAAACGAUCAUCCAUCCGUUGACGGGGGAUAAUAUCGAUCAGCAAUAUGUAUGUGUGACUCUGGAGGUGGGGUUGUCUUCUGGCUAUCCAGACACCAGCCCAGAAGUAGCGCUCAAAAACCCUAGAGGUCUAGAUGAUAUGAUUUUAGACACUAUCAACACACAUAUUCAAGACAAAUUGAAAAAUAAUUUGGGACAACCAAUAGUGUUUGAACUUAUUGGAAUCGUACGUGAUCAUCUGACUAAGAGCAAUCUUCCUCGUGGCCAGUGUGUCAUAUGCCUAUAUGAUUUUGUCGAUGGUGAUUUGUUUAUAAAGACGCAAUGCUACCAUUACUUCCACAAUCAUUGCCUUGCAAACCAUUUCAUCGCUGGCAAGAAAUAUUAUCACGAGGAACUUGAGAAACUACCUACUUGGCAACAGAUGCAAGUGCCACCUUACCAGCAAACAUGCCCGGUGUGUCGUUGCACGGUAUCCUGUGACGUGGACACUUUAAAGGAGGCUCCCCCACCAAAGAGCUCCCUGUCGGCACCACCGUUCCGCUUGACAGCUGAACUAAAAGAACUCCAAAUGAAGAUGGCCGAACUGUUAGCUGUGCAAGUUGCUAAGGGCGGGGUCGUCGGUAUGGGCGACAAUGGGCCCCCUGCUGACCAUCACAACCACACCCACUACUGA